AUGAAAUUAUGCAGACUGCUUUGUUUUGUGUUAACUUUACCUUUGCAUUUAAUGAAGAUCACAGGCCUAUACGGUAUGUACAAACGUUUAUUUCCACUUCUUGCCUACAAUAUAACAUUUUCAUACAACGAUAAAAUGAACCAAACGAAAAAGGAUCUUUUCCGAAACGUGAGCAGAUUUGCUAAUACCGACGGAACUCUUCGCCUGCUGGAGAUUGGCUGCGGCAGCGGGGCAAACUUCAAGUUUUAUCCCUACGGCUGCACAGUGACCUGCACCGACCCAAACCCGCACUUCGAGAAGUACCUGCAGAUGAGCAUGGACGCGAACGAGCAUUUGACUUAUGACACGUUUGUAGUUGUCUCUGGAGAGGACAUGGAGGGGGUGCAGGACGAGUCAGUGGACGUGGUUGUCUGCACCUUGGUUCUCUGUUCAGUUAGAGACGUGCAGCGGGUACUGCAGGAGGUCCGACGGAUCCUCAAAACAGGUGGAGCCUUUUACUUUCUGGAGCAUGUUCUCUCAGAUCCCUGCUCCUGGACGUACUUCUUCCAGCAGGUGUUUGAGCCUCUGUGGUAUUAUCUUGGAGAUGGGUGCAUGAUCACCAGGACAACGUGGAAAGAUCUAGAGGCAGCUGAUUUUUCUGAACUUCACCUGAAACACAUUGAGGCCCCAGAAGUUACUCUCAUGAUAAGACCACAUAUCAUGGGAUAUUGCAUUAAAUGACUGCAAGGGAGAAUAGGCAGACUUUAUUGGGCCUCUUAACAACUUCAGAAGGUACUAUUUUUCUCUCUUUAGAUCUCAUGUAUCAUCAUUUUAUUAGUCAUUGGAAAUGAAAAUUGAGUUUGUAGGUUUCAUCUUAUCAAAAGCAGUUAAUCAGUUCAUUUUCCACUGUUCAAAGACAAACAAGCCACACUGCAUUUAUUGAGUGAAAAUAUAUUUAUUUACUUACAGAAUCUGCAAAGUUUCAUACACUGUUUGUUCUUCUUCCCCACCCAUCCCAAGAUG
Centropristis striata (black sea bass) is the source of this 1002-nucleotide messenger RNA. Its product is annotated as N6-adenosine-methyltransferase TMT1A-like. The record is from RefSeq and is a predicted model, not a curated record. Gene Ontology annotation, molecular function: S-adenosylmethionine-dependent methyltransferase activity. Bases 1 to 720 code for a protein of 239 amino acids. Lineage: Eukaryota; Metazoa; Chordata; Actinopteri; Perciformes; Serranidae. The transcript is spliced from 2 exons.